This is a messenger RNA of Humulus lupulus (European hop), 2363 nucleotides long. RefSeq names its product TOM1-like protein 6. Gene Ontology annotation, biological process: protein transport to vacuole involved in ubiquitin-dependent protein catabolic process via the multivesicular body sorting pathway. The record is from RefSeq and is a predicted model, not a curated record. The coding region runs from base 320 to 2143 and encodes 607 amino acids. The transcript is spliced from 8 exons. Lineage: Eukaryota; Viridiplantae; Streptophyta; Magnoliopsida; Rosales; Cannabaceae. Gene Ontology annotation, molecular function: ubiquitin binding; phosphatidylinositol binding.
AAAUAUUUUGUUUCAAAAAGAAAUUCAAAAGAAAAAAGUUUACAAUAAUGAUAUUUAUUUUUAAUUAUCAAUAUAUAUUUCUAUUUUUAUAUUGAUAGCAGAGCGAGGAAGGAAGAAAAUUCCCUAUUUUGUUUUGUUUAAUUUUGUUUUUCUAGGGUUUCGGAAUUUUCCUUCCAUCCAAACAGUCACAGUAAUGGCGCGCGUGUAUUUUCCGCGAAAAUAAGGAGUGGAAUUAAUCGAUUUAUACGUUUUUGGGUUUAAAUUUUUGGUUGAAUACAGAGAAAGUUUCAGUUGUAUCGAAGAAGAGUAAGAGAGAGAGAUGUUGCCGAUGGCGUCUUCAUCAUCGUCGUCUUCAGCUACAGUAGCUGUAGAGAAGGCGACCAGCGAUCUUCUGAUAAGUCCUGAUUGGACUAUGAAUAUCGAUAUAUGUGAUUCCGUCAAUUCUCAUCAUUGGCAGGCAAAAGAUGUUGUAAAAGCUCUAAAAAGAAGGUUACAACAUAAGAACUCAAAAGUUCAACUACUCUCUUUGACGGCAGAUAUGCAAGUGAGGGAGAAAAUCUUGGUCUUGCUUGACUCUUGGCAAGAAGCUUUUGGUGGGCCUGGAGGAAAGCAUUCUCAAUAUUACUGGGCAUAUGAUGAAUUAAGGCGUUCUGGAGUAGAAUUUCCCAAGCGUUCAUUAGACGCCGUCCCUAUUUUUACACCCCCUGCUUCACAUCAGACCAUGGGUCGUCCUCAACCUGGAUAUGGAAUGCCUAGCAAUGCUUCAAGAAGGCUUGAUGAAACUAUGGCUACAGAAAUUGAGAGUUUGAGCUUGUCAAGCAUGGAGGCUAUGCAGAAUGUUCUGGAACUCCUAAGUGACAUGCUACAAGCAGUAAAUCCUGGUGAUUCUGCGGCUGUAAAAGAUGAAGUGAUAGUUGAGCUUGUUAAUAGGUGCCGCACCAACCAGAAAAAGCUGAUGCAGAUGCUCACUUCAACUGGAGACGAGGAACUUCUUGCUCGGGGUCUUGAAUUAAAUGAUAGUCUCCAGAGUUUGCUUGCAAAACAUGACGCUAUAGCUACUGGUUCCCCAAUUCCGGCUCAACUUACAAAUUUUAGUCCGCAACGCACAGAAACAAGUGCUUCAAGUGUCAGACAGUCUGAAGUAAGAGAUUCCAGUCCUAGAGACGUUAGUCCAAGACCAAAUGUUAACCCUUCUGCACCUGUUCCCGCUACUAUGACAAGGGGCCAGGUAUAUGAAGAGGAAGAAGAGGAAGAUGAAUUUGCGCAGCUAGCUCGGAGGCAUUCUAAAGCACCAUUAACAUCUUCCCAAAGCACUUCUAAUGGUACAGCUGAAGAUCUGGCAAUUGUGAGCGUAAGCAGCUCAACAGCUCCAUCGCAAGAGGCAUCCACUUCUGCCACUUGCACUGCAUUAGCUCUCCCUGAUCCACCUGCACCGGUGAAGACUAAAGAACAAGACAUAAUUGAUUUACUGAGUAUCACUUUGUCAACGACAGAAACUUCCACUCCCUACAACCCGCAGCCAUAUACUCCACCUUCCAACCAAAACAUGCAUCAGGUACCUGUUUCUGCCGGCGUACAAGCUGGAUAUCCCCAUGCCUCUCAAACGUACCCAACCCAAGGUCAGACACCAUACAACAGCUAUGUUGUUCCAUGGGCCCAAACCCACCAACAAACACAAGCUGCAUCCCAACCACAACCUUUACCACAGGCUCAACCCCGUCAACACGUGCAACCUCAGCCUCCUAUUUACUCAUCUGGCUUUCCCCCUCCACCAUGGGCUGCUACCCCUGGGUAUUAUACCAAUAAUAAUGCAUAUGUUAAUCGUACCAACCCUACAUCCUACGUACAAGCCGAGACAGCAGCAUCUUACACACCAGUACAAAGCACUCGACCAUUGCAGCAGCAUAAUUCUUUCUCAGCAAGGGAAAAUGGAUCAGCUGUCCUCGGAGAGUUACCAGCAGUAACCACUGCUCGGAAUCCUGCCCCAUCAACAGGACAGAAGCCCUUUAUUCCUUCAUACAGAUUGUUUGAAGAUCUAAAUGUUUUUGGCGGUGCAGACGGAAGGCAUAAGAUGCCAAGCGGUAGCACGUCAUCUAGUUUAGCUGGACCUUCUACCCAAGGUAUGGUUGGUGGUAGGAAGUGAACUUUUUAGUGAACAGGAAUGUUUCCCUAGUGGAUAUGUUUAUAUCCAUGUGAAUAUGUGAUUGUACAUCAAUAUCAAUCUUUCAGUUUGGAUACUCAUUGAAAGUUGUUGAGACAGCUCAUAGAUUGGAAGUUGUGAUUGUUCCCUCCAUAUCUUCUAUGUUGGUGUGUUAACUUUGAAAAUAUUUUUUAUAAAAUUGGUAUAGCUUUUACUUGCUCAA